Messenger RNA from Fimicolochytrium jonesii, 1786 nucleotides. RefSeq lists its product as uncharacterized. Gene Ontology annotation, cellular component: mitochondrion. Gene Ontology annotation, biological process: mitochondrial seryl-tRNA aminoacylation. Gene Ontology annotation, molecular function: ATP binding; serine-tRNA ligase activity; tRNA binding. The coding region runs from base 117 to 1727 and encodes 536 amino acids. The transcript is spliced from 2 exons. Lineage: Eukaryota; Fungi; Chytridiomycota; Chytridiomycetes; Spizellomycetales; Powellomycetaceae. The record is from RefSeq and is a predicted model, not a curated record.
GCUGUCCGUUGGACCUUUGCGACAAAUACUUGACAUUCCGACUUGCAUCGCCUUCGCCCACUGAGAGUCUUGGGGCUCCCCCAAUACAACAUAUACACACGGUGACUACCCCCAACAUGUCGGCCAGCCAAUGUCCCACCAGGCUGCAGGCCAGCCUCACAAACUCCAUACGGCGAGGCCUAUUCUUCUCUGUCGGGCAACCUCGGCCACGAAAAGGCUACAAUGCAGCGUCCAGAUUAUUCUGCACCAAUACCGCCCGUCGGAAAGAGUCCAAAGUCCCGCAUUACAAACCGCUUCAAACCGUCCGUCAAUUCAACCCCCACCUCAACUACCGCCACAUCCGGGACAACGCCGCAUCCAUCAAACAAAACCUCCUAAACCGCAACGUACAAGACGUCGACGUCGAUCUCAUCAUCCAGCUGUACGGCCAGUUCGUACGAACCGAUUUCUCACUCGCCGAAUUACGCCGGGCGCGGAACCAAAACACGGCUGCGAUGAAGACAUGUGGGCGGGACGCUGAAGCUGAACGGAAACAGUUAGCGGAGGCGGGGCGGGAGUUGAAGAAGGUGAUUGCGGCGAAGGAGGCGGAGAAGGUGGACCUACAGGCGAAGUUGUACGAGGAAGCAAGACAUUUACCGAAUGAUACAUUCCCGGGCUCACCGAUCGGGGACGAGUCGCUGGCGAAGGUGCUGUCUACGCAUCUCACCCCGCGGUCAUCCACCUUCGCAUCCGGCGCGGCGUUGCGGACACAUAUGGAAAUCGCCUCGCUGCACGACCUGGUCGAUUUCGACCGCGCCGGCAAAGUCAGCGGAUCGAGUUUCUACUAUUUACGCAACAUGGGCGCGAUGCUGGAGAUGGCGUUGACACGGUACGCGAUGGAUGUGUGUAUAUCGCACGGGUUUGUGCCGAUGAUCACGCCGGAUGUAGUCAGGCAUGAGGUGCUGGAGGCGUGUGGGUUCCAUCCGCGGUCGGAGGAUCCGCAGACGUAUUACAUUGCCCCGCAGACGGGUGCUGUGGAACAACAGGGCGCCGCGAGGGAUCCGAUGCAGCUGUUGUUGACCGCCACGGCCGAGUUCCCGUUGGCAGCGGCCCACGCGAACGAGACGUUGCAUCUGUCGUCUCUCCCGAUCAAACAAGUCGCCUCGUCCCACGCCUUUCGCGCAGAAGGGCUCUCCGGCGCCCUCAACCGAGGCCUUUACCGUGUCCACCAGUUCACAAAAGUCGAGAUGUUUGCACUGACGACAAAAGAAACCAGCGAUACCGUCUUUGCCGAAAUGGUGAACGUGCAAAAGAUCCUGUACAAGGGUCUCGACCUCUGUUUCCGCGAACUCGAGAUGCCGACGCAGGAUCUGGGUGCGCCCGCGUACCGCAAGAUCGAUAUCGAGGCGUGGAUGCCUGGCCGACAAAGCUGGGGGGAGAUUUCGAGCGCUUCGAUUUGCACGGAUUUUCAGUCGAGGAGGUUGAAUAUGAAGUACUUUACGGGGUCAUCGACCGCUGCCGGUGCGACGGGGACGACGGGACAUACGGAUUUCGUGCAUACGAUCAACGGGACGGCGUGUGCUGUCCCGCGACUCAUCAUUGCGUUGCUGGAGACGCAUCAACAUGAGAAUGGUGAUGUCGACGUGCCUGAGGUCUUACGGCCUUAUCUGUGGGGCAUCACCACAAUGAGGGCUGGACAGAGCGUUCAGGAGAUGAUUGCAAACAAAGGGAGUCCGAACAUCCCGUAGAGUCAGUAGGUUCAAUAGUGAACCAGAACCGUCAGCCCCGAAGAGACACCCGGCGUACU